This is a messenger RNA of Symbiodinium natans, 2619 nucleotides long. The record is from the annotation of a GenBank genome assembly. NCBI's taxonomy places the organism in Eukaryota, Dinophyceae, Suessiales, Symbiodiniaceae.
AUGACAGCCAUAGCCAUCAUGGUCCUUGGGUUGGCUGGGCUUGUUGCCAAGUCGGAUGGUCGGGUUCACGGCCCCCAGCUGGAUCCCGAAACGGAUCUCGACUGCGGCGCACGGCAGCUGGCGUACCUUUAUGCCCAGAGGCUUCAACCGUGGCUUGCACCGCACCGCGAGGUCUUCGACGCUCUACAGCUGCACACGGUCUGCGGCCAAGUGCCUCCUGAAAGAGGAAGUGGCGGUGAGCAGCAAAGGGACCCAGAACCAGCUUCCUCGAAUACCCGUUUGGGUAUCUUCGUCAGCCCUGCUGGAGAUGACAAGGGAGGCACUGGUUCUGAGGCCAGGCCAUUUGCCUCCUUGCACCGGGCGCUGCAGGUGAGACGCUCUCAUCCAGAAGCCCGCAAGAUCAUUCUCCGCGGCGGCGUCCAUUUUCUUGGGUUGAACGGCACGGUGCAUCUCGGUCCUGGCGACUCCGAGCUCGAGAUUAGCAGCUAUCCCGGCGAGGAGGCAUGGCUGAGUGGCGGCAUACCUCUGAAGGAUGUAGCUUGGCAGAAGGUCACACACCCAUCGACCGGGAGGAGUGUUUGGCGCACGAAGAUGCCAAUGGGCCAUCAGAGCCACCAAAUCAGGAGCCUGUUCACCCUGGAGAGCCAUGCUCGACUCAACUGGGCACGCUACCCGAACAUGAAUGUUGAGACGGAUGCUUGGGGCUAUGGCAGUCCUGGUCGAGAUGAGCGGUACUUAACUCUGGAUCAUGUGGUUGAGUGGACAAAGCCUCCAGCCGGACAUCCCACAACAUCGACCGUCAUUGAUUUGACUGACCCAUCUAAUCCCACUGGCCACGUGAAGAAUGACUCUUCCAUGACUGCCUACAACGCGUUCAACGUCGGAAGCGGUGGCGUCUGCGACUCGGUGUGGGAUGGACCAUCCUAUUGGUGCGGCAAUUCCAGCGCAGGUGGCUGGGCUGAAGUCGACACUGCCGCGGCGAAGGCUGGAAAGCUCAACAUUCCACGUGGCAUGAAAUGGAACUCUUCACUGACCCGCCUGUCGAAAUGGAGCGAUCCCCGCGGAGCUUGGAUUCACGCAUGGCAUUCGCAGACGUGGGCGGUUCACAUGUUCGAGGUUUCUUCCUUCGACCCGACUUCAAACGUCAUGGGCUUUUCCCCAGGUGGUGGUUCGCAGGGUGGCCGGAACUGGUGCAGGUGUGAUGAGUGUCCCUAUGCUGGCGGCCUAUGGACAUCCAGUGGUAACUGGUGCGAUCGAAAGGAGGCGGCCCACCAAAACACUCGCAUAAUAGGAGGUAACUGGAUCGCCCAAGGCAUUUUUGAAGAGCUCGACGAGCCCGGAGAAUUCUGGUACAAUGCCUCUUCCGCAAAUCUAUGGGUCUGGCCGAAUACCACAGAUCCCAACCCACCACGAGACCUGGUGGUGCCAGUGCUUGAAACUCUUGUAGCAGUGCAGGGUGCCAAGAACGUAGCGUUCAGGAACGUUGGCUUUCGUGAUGCUGCGUCCACAAUCUACCGUCGAUGGGGCGUGCCGUCGGGCGGCGAUUGGGCUCUGCAUCGCAGUGCUGCGCUCUUUCUUGAGGGAACGGAGAACACAUCAGUGAGCAACUGCACGUUCAGGCGGCUGGAUGGAAACGCAGUCCUUCUCGCCGGCUACAAUCGGGGAUGCCUCAUCUCCAAGAGCCGCUUCCAGUGGAUUGGCCAGAAUGCGGCGGGAGCUUGGGGGGAUACCAAGAACGGUUGGGAUGGCACAACAGGCACCCAACCCCGGGGCACCGUUGUCGAAGACUCCAUCUUCCACGAUGUCGGGCUGUAUCAGAAGCAGUCGUCGGCUUGGUUCCAGGCGAAGACAGCCCAGACGACACUGAGAGGCAACAUCAUGUUCAAUCUGCCGCGGGCGGCGAUUAACUUCAAUGACGGCUUCGGAGGUGCCAACAUCGUUGCGAACAAUCUCAUGUUCAACACUUGUCGGGAAAGCGGGGAUCAUGGCCCGAUCAACACUUGGGAUCGCAUGCCUUUCUUGACCGACAUAAGGAGCGGCAUGCAGAAUCCUUCAUUCCAGCCAGCACUGAACGAAGUCAGGGACAACUUCAUCUUCGCGAACUACGGUGCCUCGCAAGGUAUCGACAAUGACGAUGGGUCCAGUUUCUGGUGGAUCCAUGACAACGUCUUCUACGACGCCGACGGGUUCAAAAUGGAUUACGGAGGCCACGGAAGCACGUUCGAGAGUAAUCUGGUGUUCAGCAAGAGGGGCGGCGGUCAGUGCAUUGGCACAGGAGACUUUCUCAAAGGGCUUGGGGACAUCUUCCGGAACAAUACCUGCUGGAUCCGUGGCCCUGGAAAGAAAGACGACGUUGUGGGCUCCACAAGUUGCGACCCGGCAGUCAUGAACCUCGACGACAACAUCUUCGGCACCACGAUGGGCACGGCCAGGAUGAGCUGUGGCUCUCGUCACAUUGCGAUCAAGGAGCUCGUCAAAGCCACAGGGGUUGGGAAAGGAUCUGUGGCCCAGAAGUUGCCAUCAGCCGAACACCUCUUGGAGCAGCUUGCGGUGUGGCUGCGAUUGCCAGUGCCUCCAAGCCGUGCACGCGCGGAAGGGCAAGCGGCCCUGUACGUUUGA